Oncorhynchus nerka (sockeye salmon) is the source of this 6793-nucleotide messenger RNA. Its product is annotated as zinc finger and SCAN domain-containing protein 12-like. Gene Ontology annotation, molecular function: RNA polymerase II cis-regulatory region sequence-specific DNA binding; DNA-binding transcription factor activity. The coding region runs from base 361 to 1926 and encodes 521 amino acids. NCBI's taxonomy places the organism in Eukaryota, Metazoa, Chordata, Actinopteri, Salmoniformes, Salmonidae. Gene Ontology annotation, biological process: regulation of transcription by RNA polymerase II. The record is from RefSeq and is a predicted model, not a curated record. The transcript is spliced from 5 exons.
ACAGUUGGGGUACUCGAGGACCAGGUUUGGGAAACACUGGUAGUUUACAUAAACAGUACCGUAUUUCAAAGAGCAGCGCGCACAAACUUUUCAUUUAGCCACACCCUUUACACUGAAGAGAGAGGGUGUUAUUGGUUGGCAUCAUAGUUUAAACGGAAAUGAACAGUGGCCAACAACAAUUUCCACGUUAGCGUUUUUACGGUUUUUAUUUAGACCUUUUCUUAACAUCAUAGGACUCAAAAUAUGACGUUUAACUGCACAGCAUCGCAUACGUACCCCGGGUAUUGUUUAAUUCGCGUUGGAGACAGGACUUGGUUGACAGAUGUUAUCUAGGUAACCCUAGCUAGCUAGGUGCUAACAAUGGAUAACUGUAUGGUUUUUCACACUCAAAUUGCCUCGAUCUUGGAGGUGCUAGCGAAUGCAGCCGUGGCAGAUAUCUGUAAACUCGUAGAAGACGACUAUGCAGUGUUUCGUUUGGAAAUUUCUCAAAGCCAGAAAGAAAACGGGGCAUUGCGGAGGAAACUGCAUCUUUUGGAACUGAAGGUGGCACGAGAGCGCGUCCUCGUCAGUCGUCCCAGUAGUGUCAAGAUCGUCGACGGAUACAGAGGAAUGUCAAGAGGUGAAGGAAAUCUCACUGGAGGCCACAGGAGCUUUGUGAAGCCAGCGGUACACCAUACAUGGAGAGAUGACCAACCGAUCACUGUUGAUGAGGGUAGUGGAACCUCAACCCAGCACGUUAUCGUGAUAGAGUCUGCAGAUGCAGAGGCUACAGGUCCUGGGGUCAAGCUGGAGAAGACUGAAGGAGAGGUGGAAACACGGCAAAGAAGCGACAUCCAGACUGGAGCUCAUCCUGUAGCCACAAAGGACCCCACCAUCGCCCCAGCGCCGCCCAGGACACGACGCAGCAUCACAGAGGUCAGUGGACCGCCGAAAGCCACCCUGAAGUCAGAAACAGACACAGAGACUUCAACUGUAACACACAGGCUCUUACACCCAGGAUCUGACCCAGAGAGACUGGUGCCACUGAUCUGUCCUCCUGCUCCCGCUCCCGGCUCAGAGUACUUACCGGUAUUUCAUCAGAGCCAGAGGACGGUUCAUUCCCAUGGUGAUGAUGACGCUUUAGACACUGGGGUUGAUCUGUCUUGUUCUUACGCUACAGAGAUGGACCCUGACGACAUGACCUUGGGUUUAGAGACACAGACUGAUCUGUCUAGAGGGGACUGGAACCAGUACAGUAGUACUGUAUACUCUGAAGGGUGCCUAGAUAAGAAAGGGGAGGUUAUAGUGGUAGAUGAGGUGAAAGUGGAGGGCCACGCUCCUCCCACAUGGAAUGCAGAUAGUCGCCUAGGAGUCGGACACUCACAGGGCAGAGAUUUCUUAGAUUACAGGGGAAGUUCAGAGACAAAUCAACAUUUUGUCACCCACUCACCUUUACACACGCUCAGGGAUCGCGACCCAGUAUCUACGUCGAUGGGGCCUCCUGAUUCACAUGGCCACGUCCUUUUCGAUCAGGUUUUGAACUCAAUCGACAGGGUUAGAGGCCAGGCUCAGGGAGGGGGAGCAACAUCAGGCAAUAGUAAAGAGAAACGGUUCCUCUGCAUGUUCUGUAACAAAGGCUUCAGCUGCCCCCAGAAGGUGGAGAUCCACCAGAGGGUCCACACAGGGGAGAAACCCUUCAGCUGUACCCAGUGUUACAUGUGCUUCGCCCAGGCUGGUGAUCUGAAGAGGCACCAGAUGGUCCACACAGGGGAGAAACCAUACAGCUGCCCCCAGUGUGAGAAGAGGUUCUCCCGCCAGCACCAGCUGAAGAGGCACCUGAAGGUCCACACGGGAGAAAGGCCGUUCGCCUGUGCACACUGCAGGAAGAGGUUCUCAGAGAGAAGCUACCUCAGGAUACACCAGGAGAAAAACCAUUCUACUCUAUAACAUAGAAAGUCACCAUUCCACUCGAUACCAUCUGACUUUAGAUCAAACCCUGCAUUAAAUACAGAUGAAUUGUAAUUGUUGUCAACAGAAAAGACCCACAGAUUCAUUUGGAAUAACGAGAGUAACCGAUUUCAGUGUUCAAUAUUCCUGGGUAGAAUAUUGCAUCCAGUGUGAUAUACACGGAGUAUACAAAACAUUAAGAACCUCUGCUCUUCCGUGACAGACUGACUAGCUGAAGACUUUGAUCCCUUAUUGAUGUCACUUAUUAAAUCCACUUCAAUCAGUGUAGAUGAAGGGGAGGAGACGGGUUAAACAAGGAUUUUUAAACCUUGGGACAAUUGAGACAUGGAUUGUGUAUGUGGGCCAUUCAGAGGGUGAAUGGGCAACAUUUAAGAGCCUUUGAACGGGUUAUGGUAGUAGGUGACAGGCGCACCGGUUUAUGUUGAGAAUUGCACCACUGUUGGGUUUUUCACGAUCAACAAUUUCCAGUGCGUAUUAAUAAUGGUCAGACACCAAAAGGACAUCCAACCAACUUGACACAACUGUGGGAAGCAUUGUAGUCAACAUGGGCCAGCAUCCCUUUUAAAUAAUAUUGAUACCUUGUAGUGUCCAUGCCCUGAUUAAUUGAGGCUGUUCUGAAGGCAAAGGGGGGGUUGCAACUAGAGGUCGACCGAUUAUGAUUUUUCAACACCGAUACCGAUUAUUGGAGGACCAAAAAAAGCCAAUACCAAUUAAUCGGACGAUUUAAAAUAAAAAAAAUAAAAAAAUGUAUUUGUAAUAAUGAAUUACAACAAUACUGAAUGAACACUUAUUUUAACUUAAUAUAAUACAUCAAUAAAAUCUAUUUAGCCUCAACAAAAUAAUGAAACAUGUUCAAUUUGGUUUAAAUAAUGCAAAAACAAAGUGUUGGAGAAGAAAGUAAAAGUGCAAUAUGUGCCAUGUAAAAAAGCUAACGUUUAAGUUCCUUGCGCAGAACAUGAGAACAAAUGAAAGCUGGUGGUUCCUUUUAACAUGAGUCUUCAAUAUUCCCAGGUAAGAAGUUUUAGGUUGUAGUUAUUAUAGGAAUUAUAGGACUAUUUCUCUCUAUACCAUUUGUAUUUCAUUAACCUUUGACUAUUGGAUGUUCUUAUAGGCACUUCAGUAUUGCCAGUGUAACAGUAUAGCUUCCGUCCCUCUCCUCGCUCCUACCUGGGCUCGAGGAACCAGGAACACAAUGACAACAGCCACCCCCGAAGCAGCGUUACCCAUCGCUCCACAAAAGCCGCGGCCCAUGCAGAGCAAGGGGAACAACCACUCCAAGUCUCAGAGCGAGUGACGUUUGAAACGCUAUUAGCGCGCACCCCGCUAACUAGCUAGCCAUUUCACAUCGGUUACACCAGCCUAAUCUCGGGAGUUGAUAGGCUUGAAGUCAUAAACAGCUGCUGGCAAAUGCACUAAAGUGCUGUUUGAAUGAAUGCUUACGAGCCUGCUGGUGCCUACCAUCGCUCAGUCAGACUGCUCUAUCAAAUCAUAGACUUAGUUAUAACAUGAUAACACACAGAAAUACGAGCCUUAGGUCAUUAAUAUGGUCGAAUCCGGAAACUAUCAUCUCGAAAACAAGACGUUUAUUGAAAUGCGGAACCGUUCUGUAUUUUAUCUAACGGGUGGCAUCCAUAAAUCUAAAUAAUGUUAUGUCAUAAUUUCGCAAAAUUCUGGCAAAUUAGGCGGCCCAAACUGUUGCAUAUACACUGACUCUGCGUGCAAUGAAUGCAAGAGAAUUGACACAAUUUCACCUGGUUUAUAUUGCCUGCUAACCUGGUGUUCUUUUAGCUAAAUAUGCACGUUUAAAAAUAUAUACUUCUGUGUAUUAAUUUUAAGAAAGGUAUUGAUGUUUAUGGUUAGGUACACAUUGAAGCAACGAUACACACCGCAUUGAUUAUAUGCAACGCAGGACACGCUAGAUAAACUAGUAAUAUCAUCAACCAUGUGUAGUUAACUAGUGAUUAUGAUUGAUUGAUUGUUUUUUAUAAGAUAAGUUUAAUGCUAGCUAGCAACUUACCUUGGCUUACUGCAUUCGCGUAAUAGGCAGUCUCCUCGUGGAGUGCAGUGAGAGGCAGGUGGUUUGAGCGUUGGACUAGUUAACUGUAAGGUUGCAAGAUUGAAUCCCCCGAGCUGCCAAGGUAAAAAUCUGUCGUUCUGCCUCUGAACGAGGCAGUUAACCCACCGAAUACCGAUUUCCGAUUGUUAUGAAAACUUGAAAUCGGCCCUAAUUAAUCGGCCAUUCCGAUUAAUCGGUCGACCUCUAGUUGCAACUCAAUAUUAGGAAGGUGUUCCUAAUGUUUGUAAUACUCCGUGUAUAAGGCAUAUUUAAGCCUAAAAAGUAUGUUACAUAUUAUGCUUAACUGUGUAGGUUAUAUAAUGUUCACAAAUUCCUAUUUCAUUACUUCUGAUAAACUGAAAAAUAUUUUAUAGUUAAUCAAAUUCAUCCAGAUGUUUAGUUGAGAUAGUACAUUUGACAUUUUAGUAAUUUAGUAGACACUCAUUGUAAUGGGUACAUUUUCCCUCAAUAAAGUAGGUAUCCGCAAAGUCAGUGCUAGUAAGAAAAGACGUGGGAUACAUUUAAGUCCUGGGUUGCCAGGACCGAGAAGAGCUUUCACUGGGCUGAGCUAGAGUUGACCUACCUGUAGGCGUGGGACUGCCAAGAGGCCAAAGGUGGCAGUACUCUGGUUGGGGUGUAGGGUUUGAGCAUAGCCUGAAGGUAGGGAGGGGCAAAUCCCCGUGCUGCUCCGUAGGCAAGCACCUUGGUCUUAUAGUGGAUGUGAGCUUUGAUUUGAAGCCAGUGGAGUGUGUGGAGGAGGGGGUGAAAUGGGAGAAUUUAGGAAGGUUGAACACCAAACGGGCAGCGUUCUAGAUAAGUUGCAGGGCUUUUUUAAUAUUUUUUUUAUUUUACCUUUAUUUAACUAGGCAAGUCAAUUAAGAACCAAUUCUUAUUUUCAUUGACUGCCUAGGAACAGCCGUCAGCUUUAAUUUGUACUUUGUCAGCUCGGGGAUUUGAACUUGCAACCUUCCGGUUACUAGUCCAACGCUCUAACCUUUAGGCUACCCUGCCGCCCCAACAGAGAGUUGCAGUAGUCUAGAUGGGAGAUGAAAAGAGCCUGGAUUAGGACCUGCGACACUUCCUGUGUGAGGUAGGGUUGUUGUAGAGCAUGAACCUGUAGGAGCGAGUCACUGCUUUGAUGUUUGCAGAGAAUGACAGGGUGUUGUCCAGGGUCACGCCAAGGUUCUUUGCACUCUGGGAGGGGACACCGUGGAGUUAUCAUCCAUGAUGGAGAGGUCUUGGAGCAGGCAGGCUUUCCCAGAGAGGAAGAGCAGCUCCGUCUUGUCGAGGUUGUGGGCCAACAUACAAGCUGAGAUGUUUGCCAGGAGGAGGAGGGUCCAGAGGUGCUGCUGGUGAAGGAGGGUCCAGAGCAGAUGCGGGUGUGAGGAGGGUCUUGGGGAACAUGGUCAUGGAGGUCAACAAGACUUCAAUCAAGUACAGGCUGAAUGAACAACAGCGACAGAAUGCAAUAUGACAUUUCAUUAAAUUGUUUGGGGAAUGGUCUCGUCGCCAAGGGAAGAUCCUCUGAGCCAGAUGAUGUUAUGGCUGGUAGCCCUAUGCAGGGCUGCUGGCAAUUUCCUACUUUGAGACUCUUUGUGGAUACGGCGCCUGGUCUUUAUUCAUUUUGUCUGAAGUGUGGGACCAUGCCUUUUGAAUUUUCAAACCAUUAAAAAGUGUCAGGUGGUUGGCUGGAGGCUAACAGAGGAGACUGGGCGGCCAUCUUGGAUUCCCAGACCCAAACCAGUGGAGCCAAGGUCCCACUGGACAUCAUCACUGAGCAGGCCAGGAUCAGAGGCGACAUAGUGGAGGUCAGUUGAUGGGACAGCGUCCUCAACACUGGGCUAGGGAACAACAAUUUUAAAUAACCAGAAACACAGUUGUGCAAGAAUCAACACCUGGACUGGUCUCUAUGACAACAGACUGGCUGAGACCUGGGAGAGGCAUAGAUUUGGUCUGCGGGGGACGGGGAGGUGUCCAGAUGCGGCAGGAGAGAACAGACACAGAUUCGGCUACGGAUGAUAAAUUACAGGCCUCAUCUUUUUAAGUGGUAGAACUUGCACAAUUGGUGGCUGACUAAAUAUUUUUUUGCCCCACUGUAUGUAAAGAUGCACCAGACCGUUCACACCAAGGAGAAGCCCUUCAUGUGCAAACUAUGUUACAAGAGCUUUUACUUCCUGACUAACCUUAUCAGACAGGAUUGUCCCCAAUUGGGAGAAAUCAUAGCAGUGUGACUUGAGAUGUACACAGGGGAUAUCUUGCAACCAUUCUUUAUCUGACAUAUUAUUAGUUAUCACGUGAAGUGUCUUGGGCAGGGCAUACAAUUAAUACCAGCCGAAUGUCUAUUUCACUAGCCACUUGGGCGGGUGGUCAAUCUGCAGGGCUCUACAUUCAGCAUUACAUUCUCAUUUGCAAAUAAAAAUAGGUCAAAAGUCAAGUAUGAGCAAAUGUGAGUUGCUUUAUAGCAGAAAAAUGCUGCGGUGGCUGUUUUCAAAGUACUUUUGUCGUUUUGUUUCAUAUCUGCUAAAAGAAAUGCGAAUCUAUAUCCCACCUCGCGAUGCAACACUGCCUGGCUGGGGAGCUUUGUGCACUACUCUGAUAGAUUCAUUUUUGGAGGCGCUGCGCACAGGCAUAAAAGUUUGUCUAAUUUACAUAAAGUCUACAAAGUGAGACUUUUUCCUUGUGUUUCUUGGUUAUUUACAUUGUUUUGUUUAAUAAUGUGACUUGUUUUUCAAUGUUAGUUUGAGUCUGCUGCUUUUACACAAUAAAUGAAAGAGGGAUUGGGUAGGACAA